Messenger RNA from Vicia villosa (hairy vetch), 1331 nucleotides. RefSeq lists its product as uncharacterized. Gene Ontology annotation, molecular function: flavin adenine dinucleotide binding; electron-transferring-flavoprotein dehydrogenase activity. Gene Ontology annotation, cellular component: cytoplasm. The transcript has 4 exons. The record is from RefSeq and is a predicted model, not a curated record. NCBI's taxonomy places the organism in Eukaryota, Viridiplantae, Streptophyta, Magnoliopsida, Fabales, Fabaceae. The coding region runs from base 8 to 1132 and encodes 374 amino acids.
AGCAUAAAUGAAUGCAUUUUGCAGUGGAACAAGAAAGCAAAGAAGCAAAAUGAGAAACCAAAAUGAACAGCGAGUUGUUAUCUUAGGAGGAGGCAUCGCCGGUUCCCUCGUCGCUAAAUCUCUUCAAUCCCAUGCACAUGUCACCCUCAUUGAUCCGAAGGAAUAUUUUGAGAUUUCAUGGGCGAGUUUGAGGGCAAUGGUGGAGCCAUCUUUUGCAGAAAGGACAUUGAUAAACCAUAGAGAUUAUUUUACAAAAGGCGACCUUGUUACGUCCAGUGCUGUCAAUGUGACGGAAACUGAAGUGUUGACUGCAGAGGGUCGUCGGGUUCCGUAUGAGUAUCUUGUUAUUGCUACUGGUCAUGCAGAUCCUGUGCCUAAACUUAGGACUGAAAGACUUCAUCAGUAUAAAGAAGAAAAUCAAAAGAUAAAAUCAGCUCGUUCCGUUCUGAUUGUUGGAGGAGGUCCAACCGGUGUGGAACUUGCUGGAGAGAUAGCUGUUGAUUUUCCCGACAAGAAGGUUACACUAGUGCACAAAGGACCAAGACUGCUGGAGUUCGUAGGGGCAAAAGCUGCUGACAAGACUCUAAAAUGGUUGAAAUCUAAGAAUGUUGACGUGAAACUAGACCAAGCAGUCGACUUAAACAGCGCCACAGACGGACACAAGAAAUACCAAACUUCAGUUGGGGGAACUAUUGAAGCUGAUUGUCAUUUCUUAUGCACGGGAAAACCACUUGCUUCGGCAUGGCUUAAGGAAACUGUAUUGAAAAAUGACUUGGAUGUUCAGGGAAGGAUAAAGGUAGAUGAACACUUGAGAGUUAAGGGGCGGAACAACAUUUUCGCAAUUGGAGAUAUUACAGAUAUUCCAGAAAUCAAGCAAGGGUUUUUAGCGCAGAAGCAGGCGGAAGUGGUUGCGAAGAACGUGCGGGUGAUGAUAGAGGGAGGAAGAGAAUGUCGGAGGGAAACUUACAAACCGCAUUCAGUAUUGGCAAUAGUUUCACUCGGGAGGCAUGAUGCAGUUGCGCAGCUCCCAUUCAUAACGAUCAGUGGAAGAAUUCCUGGCAUAAUAAAAUCGGGAGAUUUAUUUGUUGGUAAAACAAGAAAACUAAUGGGUCUCAGUCCUCAUAUUAUAUAAACUCGACUUUAUAUUAUUUAUUUACGCAUGAUGUGCAUAAAUAACUUUGUUUCCUAGUCUCUGUGAUAAUGCGUAAUUUGUUUGUAUAUGUAACUUUUAUGCGAGUGAGAAGUGGUGUUUCUUGGCAUGUAAUUGUGUAAAUUAUUGUGGUAUUGACAUAUUUGGUUUGAUAAAAUUGUUUUAAAGAUUAGCUGGUCUA